Centropristis striata (black sea bass) is the source of this 4984-nucleotide messenger RNA. It is a transcript of the gene rimbp2a, whose product is annotated as RIMS binding protein 2a. Gene Ontology annotation, molecular function: protein binding. The coding region runs from base 273 to 4511 and encodes 1412 amino acids. The transcript has 25 exons. The record is from RefSeq and is a predicted model, not a curated record. Gene Ontology annotation, biological process: neuromuscular synaptic transmission. NCBI's taxonomy places the organism in Eukaryota, Metazoa, Chordata, Actinopteri, Perciformes, Serranidae.
ACAAAUUUCUCUGUUCUGGUGGAGAAUGUAUUAGCCUGAAAUGAGCCUACAGUCUGCUGAAGUGACCGGAUAUGACAUCACAGGCCUGAAAUAAGCUAAUCAGACUUAUUCUAACUGAGGAUUACAAGGCAAACACAUGGCACAAGACUCUGCCAAAACCGGAAAGGGGAGAAACCAGCAGAACAGAAGAUCACUGUGGAGAGGAUGAAAGAAACGGACAGGCCUCACUCAGAUGGUCCCCUGCGAGGAAAUAGAAGCUGUCCAAGGUGAUAAUGCGGGAUCACACGUCCGGCGCUAAUGUGGAGGAGCUGCUGCGGCAGUCUCAGAUGGAGUUACAGUGGAUCCAGAGACAGCUGGCCAUGAUCGCUGCCAGAAACCUACACCAUCACCACCUGCACACCAAGGGCAAGACAAGAUAUGAAGUUUCAUCCCAGCAACCUACUGGAUACUCAGUCUACAAUGUGAACCGCUUUCGAUUGCUGGAGGAGAGAAACCGAGCUCUGAAGGUUGAGGUAGCCACACUUCGCCAAGAGAAACAGCAGUAUAGGAAACUGAAAGUAAAGCUCCAUGCUGCCUUGCAGGAGAAAAAUCGUCUGAACCUUGAGCUGAUCAACCAACACCUGAAGACGUCCAAGUAUGACCAGGUGCAAUCAGACUAUGAGCAGCUGAGACAGACCUUUGCUGUAGUGAGCCAGGAGAGAGACGUGGCCCAGCAGCAGAGGAGCCACCUCCAAGGCAAAGUGGAGAACCUGGAAGAGGUUCUCAAGCAUAUGCACAAGGCUGUAGAGCUGAAGCAGCAGCUGCAGAUAGAGCAUGAGCAAGCCUUGGUGGCCCUUCACACCAAGCAGAAGGAGAUCAAUCAACUGCAAAAGGUCAAGGUUCGUGACCUGGAGCAGAAAUGCAGGUCACAGAGUGAACACUUCCACCAGCUGUCCAAUGAGCUGCUGAAUUUCCGUUUGCAAUCAGAAACUGUGGACAUCCUUAAAAUUAAUCCCGCUUCCACAUCCCAGAUCCCUUUCUCAUCGGAGAAGAAACUCUCACAAGUCAUUGUUGGAUUUGGAACCAAGAAAGAGACAGGCGAUGAGAGCGCGGCAAACACGCCGCUUCUGAUCUCCCAGUUCUUGCCCUGCACACCACAGACUGGAGACAGAGAAAGACCAGAACUGCUGUCUGUCAAAUCCAGCACCGUGACCACGGACCGCCCCAGCAGCCCUCGACAGCGGACCUCCUCAGAGAUGGAGGAUGAGGUCAGCCCAUCACCCAGGUCCAAGCCUCGCUACACAGGCCAGGUCCGCCUUUGCACUGCCCGAUACAGUUACAACCCUUACGAUGGACCAAACGAGCACCCUGAAGCAGAGCUCCCCCUUGUGGCUGGAAAGUAUCUGUACGUGUACGGAAACAUGGAUGACGACGGCUUCUAUCAAGGGGAGCUGCUGGAUGGCCAGCGAGGACUCGUUCCCUCCAACUUUGUGGAAUUUGUCCAGGACAAAGAAAAGCUAGCGAUUCAGUCUGGGGAGGGAGGGGACGACCUGGGCCCACUGGACCACAUGGCCCUGGCCUUGUUGCCAGUGGAUGGUGGUGGCUCCCAGGAUGGCCUCCCGUGCUCAGCCUUGGUUCCCUGUAGCAAUGGGACAGGGGGGCCCCUGGACCCCGAGGACCUGGCCGAAGACGUUGUGCCUUAUCCUCGAAAGAUCAACUUGAUCAAGCAGCUGGCACGGAGCGUCAUUGUGGCCUGGGAGCCUCCACUAGUGCCUUUGGGCUGGGGGAACAUCUCUGGCUACAACGUGUUAGUAGACGGCGAGCUUCGCGCCAGCAUAUCGUACGGCGGCCGGACCAAGUGUUUGCUGGAGAAGCUGGACCUGGACGGCUGCGUCCACCGCGUGUCGGUGCAGAGCCUCACGGACCGGGGUCUGUCAGACGAGCUGCGCUGCACCUUGCUGGUGGGAGCCAACGUGGUGGUGGCGCCGUGCGGCCUCCGGGUGGACGACAUCCAGCGCGACACUGCCGAGCUCUCCUGGUUGCCGAGCAACAGUAACUACGGUCACACGGUGUUCCUGGACGGGGCAGAGCAUGCAGUGGUGAAGCCAGGGAGGUAUAGACUACGCUUCAUCAACCUGAAGCCCCUCACAGUGUACAAAGUGACGGUGGUGGCACAGCCGCACCAGGUGCCGUGGCAACUGCCGCUGGAGCAGAGAGAGAGGAAAGAAGCUGGUGUGGAGUUCUGCACGCAAGCUGCAGGUCCAACACCAUAUUGCAGAACAGGCCCUCCCCAGCCUCCCCAGGAUGUACAGGUUCUCUGUGGGCAGGCUCCAGGGGUGCUGCAGGUCCGCUGGAAGCCCCCCGUCCUCUCUCCCACAGGCACAUCUAACGGUGCAAAUGUUGUUGGCUACGCAGUCUGCACUAAAGGACAGAGGAUAGCUGAGGUGUUGUAUCCAAUGGCAGACUAUGUUACUGUGGAGCUGACAAGGAUUCAGUGCCUGGAGGCCAGGGAGGUCAUCGUCAGGACGCUGUCAGUCCAGGGAGAAUCCCAGGACUCCCAAGUCGCCGUCAUUCCAAACAACCUCCUCGUGCCUCUACCUGCGAUCCCCCUGCCACCGCCAAUGCACCCCCACGCAGGCCCCCCUCCACAUCCCCACGCCCAACCCCACCUCCAAUCCCCUCACCUCCCUCACGGCCCACCCCAACUUCCCGCUCCACCGCAGGCACACGGACAACCCCAACCCAGACUUCCCCACCCGGGCGGUCCCCACCCAGGCGGUCCCCACCCGCCCGGUCCCCCACAACCCCAACUUCGACCCCCACACCCGCAGCCCCAGCCCCUGCACCUUCAGCCUCGCCCUCCCCACCAAGGUCCCAGGCCCCAGCACCAACUGCCUCUGCUGCCCCACCCCCAUCACCACCCUUUACCUCAGAGACCAUUAUGUGCCAGAGACCUGGAUGCCAAAGAGCACGCGGCCCACCACGGGGGAGCUUUUCCACCCGGCCAGCCGGGCUGGGACCCCACACGCUCUCCCUCCACCCAGCCUCCGGGGCCCAUGCAAGGCCACACCCUCGAAGCCCCUCCCCCUCCCAAUCCACGCUCCCCCUCCCCACAGAGGAUUCUUCCGCAGCCUCGAGGAACGCUCAUCCCGGACACCGUGGCCAAAGCCAUCGCCCGGGAAGCAGCGCAGAGGGUGGCGGCAGAAAGUGGCAAGGGGGACAGGAGGCCGGUCAGAUACGGAGAGCAGGGUCGCACAUUUCACCAGCAUCACUCCGACGAGGAAGAGGAAGAUGAAGAAGGGUUCGCGCGCGGCCGUCGGAGAGGACCCUCAGUCGACGAGUUCCUCAGAGGCUCUGAGCUCGGGAGGCCGCCUCACUAUAGUCACAAUGAAGAUUAUCACAGCGAAAGCAGCCGGGGCUCUGACCUGUCUGACAUCAUGGAAGAGGAUGAGGAGGAGCUGUACUCUGAGAUGCAGCUGGAAGAGGGACGUCGACGCAACUCGCACAACACACCCAAGAGCAACACUCCCUCUGGAGGCCGUCAUGACCGGGAGACGGGGAGAAGAGUUCAUCAUGGCGGUCCCCAGCCUCAGAGACGACCUCUAAUGGUCCCCUCCAUUGAUGGCUACAGGGAUCGGGAUCGCCGCUCUCCCACUUAUUAUGAUGAGUCAGAGCCUGAGGAGUCCUUCCGGAUCUUUGUGGCCCUCUUUGACUACGAUCCUCUGUCCAUGUCCCCCAACCCAGAUGCAGCUGAUGAGGAGCUGCCCUUCAAAGAGGGACAGAUCAUUAGGGUGUACGGUGAUAAAGAUACAGACGGCUUUUACAGAGGAGAAGUGAGGGGCAGGAUGGGGCUGAUCCCCUGUAACAUGGUGUCAGAGAUCAGAGCGGAGGACGAGGAGACCAUGGACCAGCUCAUCAAGCAGGGCUUCCUGCCGCUCAGCACCCCGGUGGACAGAAUAGAGCAGAACAGAAGAGGCCUCCGUCGAGACCAGGCCUCGAGGAGGAUGGUGGCUCUGUACGACUACGACCCCCGAGAGAGUUCCCCUAACGUUGAUGUCGAGGCUGAGCUGACCUUCUGUGCUGGUGACAUCAUGGCUGUUUUUGGAGAUAUUGAUGAAGACGGAUUCUAUUACGGUGAGAUCAACGGCCACCGUGGUCUGGUUCCCUCUAACUUCCUGGAAGAAGUGCCUGAUGACGUGGAGGUGUAUCUGACCGAUACUCCGUCCCACUACCCCCAGGAAGAGCCUGCCAACCGGCCCCCCGCCAACUCCGCUGCCACCGUCUCAGAGGGCAAACGGGUCACCACAGAAUCCACCGACACGGUCGACAACGACGCCACACCCGUCCGAGCGCCUUCCCCGAUAGUUCGGCCCCUCCUCCCGGGCACCAUGAGACCCCUCAGCCCUACGAGAGGCCCCCACAUCCCGCUGGAGCCUCGGGACCCUCGGGACCAAGAUCUGGCGAACAAGAAGAAGAAGGGACUCCUCUCCAAGGGGAAGAAGCUCCUGAAGAGACUCUCCCCUGUGAAGUAAAAGAGAAAAAAAGCAGACAUGUACGAUACGUGCACAUGCUGGGCUCUGUAUAUUGCAUCCAUACAAUCAACUCUGAUCCAACAACACACGACAGAGAGGAUGUGAGCUUUGACUCCUGGACUGCGUGAGCCUAUUUUAAUAUAACCAGUGAUACAAUUAUUCAUGUGAUGGAUUCAAAUCAGCUAAAUUAUGUACAGUGCAGUGCCAAAAUCAAGAAAGGUCACAAGCAGACACAAAAACAUAUUACUGUGAUGUAUUUUAAAUCAACCGAUGACUAAAAAAAACAAAAAAACAACUAGGAUUUUCAUGACAUGUAUUUUCUCUUUUCUUUAUCAUUAGUUGAAGAAAAUAUACAUUUGUUUCAAGCAGGGUAGCUGUGAAAACAAAGUACCAUUACAUCUUCUAAGGGGCUUUUUUUCUCAGCGGAAAAAAAACAUCAAUUUCUGUGGAGUACUGAUGUCGCUGCAAGGAAA